Messenger RNA from Phoenix dactylifera (date palm), 3421 nucleotides. The record is from RefSeq and is a predicted model, not a curated record. Lineage: Eukaryota; Viridiplantae; Streptophyta; Magnoliopsida; Arecales; Arecaceae.
UCGGGAUGGCGACGGGAAGAAGACAACCCCCAGCGCGGCUCAUCGUCGUCCACGUGGCUCCAAUAUCCUCUCGCCCGACAGCAUCAUAUUGAUACGAGAGGAGAAGCGUGCUCCGCCUCUUGCCCUAGCUGCAGCUCCGAGGUUUUUAUAUACAUACAUUCCAUAUAGCUGUUUCUCAUUAGGCAGAAGAUAUGGCUGGUGCUUUGGUCCAGUCAGCUAUUCUUCCUUCCCAAGUUGUGAGCAGAAACCGUGGACAGCUGAAAGGCGCUGGGAAGACUAGAAAGGCUCCCAAAAUGAUGGGCAACUUAAGAUCACACCCUCUCAGAUUGCAAGAUUUUGCAGGCUUGCGGGGGGCAAAUAAUUUGGAUUUGUUGUCCAGGUCUAGACAGGAUUUUCAUUCUUUGGUAUCAGCUUAUAUCUCUUCUCCACAGGGCAAGGCUUGUCGAGGAGUCCCUGUAGCCAUGUUUGAACGCUUCACAGAGAAGGCAAUCAAAGUAAUCAUGCUUGCGCAAGAAGAAGCAAGGCGGCUAGGCCACAAUUUUGUUGGGACAGAACAAAUAUUGUUGGGUCUUAUUGGUGAAGGGACUGGUAUUGCUGCAAAAGUUUUAAAAUCAAUGGGUGUAAAUCUUAAAGAUGCCCGUGUGGAAGUUGAAAAGAUUAUUGGAAGGGGCAGUGGUUUUGUUGCUGUUGAAAUACCAUUUACACCACGUGCGAAGCGAGUUUUGGAACUGUCACUUGAGGAAGCCCGCCAGCUUGGUCAUAACUAUAUUGGAUCUGAGCACUUGCUUCUUGGGCUGUUGCGGGAGGGUGAGGGUGUAGCUGCUCGUGUGCUUGAGAGUCUUGGAGCUGAUCCAAGCAAUAUCCGUACACAGGUCAUUAGGAUGGUUGGUGAAAGCACAGAAGCUGUUGGUGCUGGGGUUGGAGGAGGAAGCAGCGGCCAUAAGACGCCCACACUUGAGGAGUAUGGUACUAAUUUGACAAAGUUAGCGGAGGAGGGCAAACUAGAUCCAGUUGUUGGCAGGCAAGAGCAAAUAGAACGUGUUACCCAAAUUCUGGGAAGGCGGACAAAGAACAAUCCCUGUCUGAUUGGAGAGCCUGGUGUUGGAAAGACGGCCAUUGCAGAAGGACUUGCUCAACGCAUAGCAAAUGGGGAUGUUCCAGAAACAAUUGAAGGAAAGAAGGUCAUUACCCUUGAUAUGGGACUCCUUGUUGCUGGUACAAAAUAUCGUGGAGAGUUUGAAGAAAGAUUAAAAAAGCUGAUGGAGGAAAUAAAGCAAAGUGAUGAGAUAAUGCUCUUUAUCGAUGAGGUACACACAUUAAUUGGAGCAGGAGCAGCAGAGGGUGCGAUAGAUGCUGCUAAUAUCUUAAAACCAGCUCUUGCGAGAGGUGAACUACAGUGUAUUGGAGCCACAACACUCGAUGAAUACAGGAAGCACAUUGAGAAGGAUCCUGCUCUGGAAAGACGAUUUCAGCCAGUAAGAGUACCAGAGCCAACAGUUGAUGAAUCAAUUCAGAUUCUGAAGGGGCUUCGUGAACGCUAUGAGAUUCACCACAAACUUCGUUACACAGAUGAAGCUUUAGUUGCUGCUGCUCAAUUGUCAUAUCAAUACAUUAGUGACCGCUUCCUUCCUGAUAAAGCAAUUGACUUGAUUGAUGAAGCUGGUUCUCGUGUGAGGCUACGCCAUGCACAGGUAUGGCUUUAUCUUUUCCCAUUCAAACAGGAAGUUUCUCUGCUUGCUGUAUUAAGGAAGAUCUGUCCUUGCCAGCUUCCCGAGGAGGCCCGAGAACUUGACAAAGAGCUCAGGCAGAUCACCAAGGAGAAAAAUGAGGCGGUCCGUAGCCAAGAUUUUGAGAAGGCUGGGGAGCUUCGUGAUCGGGAGAUGGAACUGAAGGCGCAGAUAUCAGCCCUAAUUGACAAGGGUAAAGAGAGAAGUAAAGCGGAGAGCGAGGCAGGUGAUUCGGGCCCUGUUGUGACAGAAGCAGACAUACAACACAUUGUGUCUUCUUGGACUGGAAUCCCAGUUGAGAAAGUCUCGAGUGAUGAGUCAGAUCGCCUCCUUAAGAUGGAAGAGACUCUUCACAAGCGUGUUAUUGGCCAGGACGAGGCUGUCAAAGCCAUAAGCCGUGCCAUCCGCCGAGCCCGUGUCGGUCUCAAGAAUCCCAACCGGCCAAUUGCUAGCUUCAUAUUUUCUGGGCCAACUGGUGUUGGAAAAUCAGAGCUGGCUAAGGCACUGGCUGCUUACUACUUUGGCUCUGAGGAAGCCAUGAUCAGACUAGACAUGAGUGAGUUCAUGGAGAGACAUACAGUCUCCAAGCUCAUCGGCUCACCUCCUGGUUAUGUUGGGUACACUGAGGGUGGGCAGCUAACUGAAGCAGUUCGCCGUCGCCCCUAUACUGUUGUCCUCUUUGAUGAGAUAGAGAAGGCUCACCCGGAUGUAUUCAACAUGAUGCUUCAAAUUUUAGAGGAUGGGAGGUUAACGGAUAGUAAGGGACGAACUGUGGAUUUCAAGAACACCCUGCUGAUUAUGACGUCCAAUGUUGGAAGCAGUGUGAUUGAGAAGGGAGGGCGUAGGAUAGGAUUUGAUCUUGACUAUGAUGAGAAAGACAGCAGCUAUAAUCGAAUCAAGAGCCUGGUUACCGAGGAGUUGAAGCAGUAUUUCAGGCCCGAAUUCUUGAAUAGGUUGGAUGAAAUGAUCGUGUUCCGGCAGUUGACAAAGCUUGAGGUAAAGGAAAUUGCUGAUAUAAUGCUGAAAGAGGUGUUUGAGAGGCUGAAGGCUAAGAACAUAGAACUUCAAGUUACAGAGAGGUUUAGAGACAGGGUGGUAGAGGAAGGUUAUAGCCCAAGCUAUGGAGCAAGGCCCUUGAGGAGGGCCAUAAUGAGGCUCUUGGAGGACAGCUUGGCAGAGAAGAUGCUUGCUGGAGAGAUCAAAGAGGGAGACUCUGCCAUUGUGGAUGUUGACUCUGAUGGAAAUGUUACAGUUCUUAGUGGUGCAACUGGUGUACCAGAGUCCCCAGCUAUUCCUGUAUGAAGUGUAAUAAACAAUGUACCAUUUAAUUGUUGAGCGGUUUCAUGUUAAUGUACUUCAUCUAGGUAGAGGCUACCACAGCAGCAGCAGCCCAAUCAUCUUAUUUGCUGGUUUUAAGUUUGUGACAGCUUACAGCAUACAGCCCCAUGAAUAGAGUCCGGGUAAUUAAAGUUUGAGGUUAGGGCACCAAGAAGAGCAAAUUAGUUUGACUCAUUAAGUCAGAAGGCAGACUUGAGCUAUUUCUGUUCUUUAUCAAAAUUGUGUACUCUGAUAGUAUUUUCCUGCUCUUUAGCUUCUCUGUACGAACUGGCUAGAUUUUAUGCAAACUAGCUUGUAAUGCAUGGUCAGACCUAGUUGUGAAUCAAAUGCCAUAUAUAUUAUUCACUGCUCGGAAA